GAAGUUUUCCCAUUUGGUCCCUCUCAGGUGAAGCUGAAGGGUAUCUUCCUUGCGUGUUGGAGCAGUUUUCCUUAAACUUUGCACCAGGUUAAAAUAUUCAAGCUUUGCCGUUUAAGAGGUAAUUUAUGGUCGUUUUCUGUACAAAUGUUACCGUCUUCCAAUGGCCCAAUAUGUUGGACUGCGAGGCCUGAUAGCCUGUGGCUUUGGACGAACCCCUCGUUCAGCUGUCCGACUUGGGUCAAUCUUCCCGCCACGGCGGAGCCCUAUUAUUCCAGGUCGAUGAACGGGUUCGUGGACUGUUCCGCCAUGUUGGUCCCACCUCCACCGUUGACCCCUGAUUCUGCUCGGACCGCGAGCCGAAAACUCAUCCUGCGCAGGUCUCUGUUAGAUUUGGUGCUCGCCCAUUACUUUAUGGCUUUAACGGACCGAGAACUGCUGCACUGGUACCUCUCCCUGCCUCUGGAGGACCGGAACAUCAUUCUGGGUGAAGGAGGGCUCCACCACUUCCUAGAGAGUCAUCCUAACUUGAAGCUGGAUAAGGGUUAUGUUUAUGUGAAGCAAGACUGCACACAGAACUUGCACAGGGUGAGUGGAUGCCAGUUUUUGCAUCCACCAAACCAGGACUCGGUAACACUCAGCCGAAGGACUGCUUCCACAACUCAGGAGCAGUCAUAUUGGUCGGCGGAAAGCAGCACGUUCGUAAAGCAGCAAGGAACUGACAGCAUGAAGAGCCCACAGAGUUCGGAUGAGAACGGCAUCUACCCGACGCACUUCCUGCAGGAUCCUUAUUCUGGCCCUGCAGGAGAAAACAUUUUGCUUGACGACAAGAAUACUGCAGGCAAAAAUAUGGGGACAAGACUAAGCUUUGAAGAUGAAAAGGAUAAAUUCCAGAGCCUCAUGGCGAAUGAGACGAGCGUGCUCAAUGCUGAGGCUCCUACUAACCCAGUCUCUGACAGCAGCAUCUCUCUAGCAGCUUGCUGUAAACCCCUUAAGGUGAAGACAACUGCAGAGAAAUGUACCUUGACAACUCCUUGUGCACCCACCUUUGAUGCUACAACUAACACCAAGGUGGUGAGGUGCUCAUCCAGUCAUACUCAAACUGAAGGUGUCAACACAACUGAGCAGCACACCGUGACUGAGGUUCAUAUGACUGAUCUGGACCGUCUCACUAAGGAGUUUAUCAAACUUAAGAUGCUUCAAAUAUCCAAGGAGCCAAAGGCAAAGAUCCAAAGUACCGGUCAGGGGACCCAGAAACAUGAAGGAGCUGAGGAUAGUGGACAUCCUGAUGAAGGCAAAAAGAGACACCAGGAAACAAAACCUGUCGAAGAGAGAAAUGAAGCGUGGAGAGAUGCUGCUCUUGUGCCCAAAGAGGAGAUUGCUAAGCAAAUCUCCUGUGAUGAGGUGGACCUUAGUGAGGUGUGGUAUGAUGCUGAGGAUGAACUGCAGCUCCCUGGACAAGCAGCAGCUGUAGAGAUCAGUCCAAAUUCAGACAUUGCUGAUGGCCAAAAUGCAGAACCUGUCAAUGAUGAGAGCAGCUACUCAGUACUCUAUGCAUCCAACCUGCCUAGUAAUGUGACCCAGCUAAUAGAUCAACCACUCUCCAGCAUCCAAAGAAGGAACGUUGUGUACAUCUUGCCCUCUCCAAAGGGAACCUGCGUCCCUCAGCACUUUGGCACCAUGGACAGCCUGGGCGCCCUGAUGGCCGAGCUGAUGCAACUCCACCCAGACAUUGGUUGGCAGAGAAUUAUGGACGCUCUGAUGGAGGCUAAGGGAACCCACCAAGGUGUCCUUGGCAGCCUGCCCCUCAGCACCAUCAGAGAUAUGAUCUCUGACCUGCUGACCAAAUCAGCUACUGUUACCCAGACAUGAUGAAAGAAGGUGCACCUCACUUUUUGUUGUUUUUGUUGGAAAGUGCCGUAUCUGCAGAAGCCAUUUCUUUUAAGAUUCACACAGUGAAUCUUCAGUUAAAAUAGGUUCAAAGAUAUUGUUAGGCUCUUAUGUUGUUCCUCCUAAAUAAAGGCACAUCCAUGAA
Molecule: messenger RNA, 2032 nt
Organism: Fundulus heteroclitus (mummichog)
Lineage: Eukaryota; Metazoa; Chordata; Actinopteri; Cyprinodontiformes; Fundulidae
Exons: 11
Coding region: 145-1869 (574 amino acids)
Source: RefSeq, a predicted model, not a curated record